AUGCGUAAUGGGGAACCUCUGGUCUCCCAAAUCCUGAGUGGUUCAUCACUUCACAUUGAAGCCGAUGGCAUACGAUCGAAAGCAAAGGCAAAAGCCAAACGCCUGUUGAGGAUUGACGGUAGCAAUUUCACAUCCGAAGAUAGUGAAGAGGACGAAUUUUUCGACGCUGUAGUGGAGGAGAUCAAUCAGAACCCAGCUUUCGACGCAGACAAGGUACUAAAUACCUCCAGAUUGGGAAAUGGAUCGCGAGUAGAAAGAACAAAAAACAUCUUGCAGGGGACUGCAGACGCUAUAGCUCACCCUAUCGCGUCAAUCAAAUCGAAAGCCACAAGACAAACUGCGGGGAAAUUGGCCAAAAGUCGACCAUAUCUCUCAAAUCAAGCAAACUUUGAUUUCCUUGAAGCUCACGACGAUUUACAGCAAGCCAAGGACGCUCAACAUGCUGGCGACGAUGAGGAUGCGAUUGAGGACCAUAUAAAUAAUAUAUACUACUUCGAAAAGAGGGUUGACAAGAUCCAGCGAACUCGAGAGGAAAUGCGUGUUGCUUGGGUUACCGCCAGACAUGUUCACCGUGUUCGAGCUGUUGAUAAUAUUCCUCCACCACUCCCGCCCAUACAGCAUUUUGAAAGGAAGGAUGAUCAUGGGUUCACAGAAUUCAAAUGGGAAAAAUGGAUUGGAUAUAAACUUCUUCAUGGCUCACGCCCUUUCGCCGCGCAAUACAUCGAUGAUUUUGAAGAGCUUCCCUUCGAUAUCGACACUUUCCGCAGACACGUAGAAAGACUGAUUAUAGUUAGUGCUCCAUUGCAGGAAUUCGCAGUAGAUAUCAGGAAGAUUUACAGAUGGGAGGACCAAUGGCGAACAUCUAAAUGGUUGAUAUCAUAUCUAUUGCUUUGGUAUACAUCAUAUAUCAUGUCAUUCUUGUAUGCGUAUAUUGUCUACGCGACUGCAAAGAACUACUAUUACCCUUCAUCGGUGUCCGCGUUGCGGGAUGAAUUCUCAAGAAAUAUUGAUCGAGGAACUACAGCUUUGAAGGCCGGAGAGCUCAUGGACCAGCAUGGAAACAAAGACUGGCUAGGCCCUCUUUUGGAAAAACUCGGCCCAUAUCUACAGUUACAAAUUGCAGAUUUGGCCAACUUACUUGAGGUCUACGACAGUUUUAUUCACUUUCGCCGCCCGCAGAACACAUUUCACUCUCUUUUCCUUUUUUCGGCCGUGUUUCUACUUAGUGCAUGUGCUUCAAUGCAGUUCACCAUGAAGGUAUUCUGGUUUGUAGCCGGUCUUAUAUUUUUUGGCUGCUGGCCUAUCAGCUCUUUAUACCCCCGAUAUCGCCUGCUGGUUUCGCCGCUCAAGUGGGCUCUUUGGGAUAUUCCCACAUACCCAGAAUGGUCUCUCCAAUAUCUUCAGGAACGUGGAUCUUCUGCCUUAAAAGAAAUCAACCUACACGCAUUAGAGAAUUCAACUGACCGAUUCGGAAGUCCGGAGGUAAUGGUGGGACCAGUGGGCGACGAUGCAAAUAGCCCCAAAGCCGAGACGAUGCAUUUUCAAGCUCUCGGUUUGGGCACCAUGCAUAAAGAAUCUAAAGAUCUUCUGUCAUUUCGUUGCACUUUGCAUCAUGUUCCAGGACAUCUCAUAAUUUCUGCCAAAACCAUUCGUUUUGAAGCUUUAGUUUCCAACAUUUUGCCCUGCAAAUCGUUCAAUAAACCAUACAGUGAGUUAAUCGAAAUGUCGAAACAACAGACGAAAGAUUUGCUGUUAGCUUCACUAGCGAAAAUGACUAUUGGAAAGGAUAAACUAGAGCUGAAGUUUCGCGGGGAAGCUGGUGGCGACAUGCACAGUGCGAGACAAAAUGGGCAUGUGGUUGUACUACUCGAGAAUAUGAGGGGAAGGGAUAAGGCAUUCAAUAGUAUUGUUGGCUUCAGCGGGGUGAGAUGGCAGUGUUUGCAAAAGGCAUCGGGAAAACUUGCUGAAAUGGAAAAUGAAUCAUCGAACGCGAGCACUACUUAG
This is a messenger RNA of Botrytis deweyae, 2004 nucleotides long. RefSeq lists its product as uncharacterized. The transcript is spliced from 3 exons. Gene Ontology annotation, biological process: negative regulation of toll-like receptor 9 signaling pathway; apoptotic process. The record is from RefSeq and is a predicted model, not a curated record. NCBI's taxonomy places the organism in Eukaryota, Fungi, Ascomycota, Leotiomycetes, Helotiales, Sclerotiniaceae. The coding region runs from base 1 to 2004 and encodes 667 amino acids.